AUGGAAGCCACUCGCAUAAGACUCGACGUAGUACUGGGUCUAGGUCAUGGAGCUGCUGAACCAGCUGAAAGUGGUACGGAUGGAGUUCGGCUGUUUUUAGCAGCUUCAAUACCGCGGGCUGGCUCACACCAAGCGUCGUACCGCAUCGUGUAUUUUUCCAGUCUUUUACAGCUGCACAAUACCGGAGCACUAGUACAACUUCAGGCGACGCUAGUACCCGCCAUGCCGGAGUGCGCUCCGCCAGCGGGGUUCGCGUCUGCCCGCGCUGCUGACGUCAGAUCAGCGCUUAUACUCAUCAUUGGCGGUCUGGUAGCUUCUUCUGUCAUUGGUAACUAA
This is a messenger RNA of Diatraea saccharalis (sugarcane borer), 336 nucleotides long. The record is from the annotation of a GenBank genome assembly. Lineage: Eukaryota; Metazoa; Arthropoda; Insecta; Lepidoptera; Crambidae.